This is a messenger RNA of Nezara viridula (southern green stink bug), 1437 nucleotides long. The record is from the annotation of a GenBank genome assembly. NCBI's taxonomy places the organism in Eukaryota, Metazoa, Arthropoda, Insecta, Hemiptera, Pentatomidae.
UCCAGGAAGGAAAUGAGGAUUAGACCAGAACCCUCGGUUAUUGAUAUCGUAGUGGAGGAACAACAUGCACCGCUGGUGUUGUCCAAUCCAAAAACAGAAGAAAAGGUUAAAGAAUUACUGCAAUGUUUUCGAUUAACUGGUGAAAAUGUUCUCAAAGUAUCAGAUAUUUUUGCUGAUGAAAUGGAAAAUGGAAUCAAUGAUCGCCCUUCAACGUUACUGAUGGAAAAUACUUACAUCCCAGAAUUAUUACAAGGAACAGAGACUGGAGAUUAUUUAGCCUUAGAUCUUGGGGGAACCAAUUUUAGGAUUCUUUUAGUUGGUUUGCAGAAAGGGCGCACUGUGAGAGAAGAAGUUACACAAUAUCAUAUUUCUGAUGAACUUAGGUUAGGAUCUGGGGAAGACUUGUUUGAUUAUCUCGCAGACUGUUUGUAUGACUUUGUUCACAAGCAUGGUGUAGCUAACAGGAAGUUACGUAUGGGUUUCACAUUUUCCUUUCCAAUGCAUCAGAGAGCUUUAGACGUUGGUGUAUUAAUAAAAUGGACAAAAUCCUUUGCAUCAACUGGUGUGGAAGGAAAUGACGUAGUGGAUAUGCUUAGGAACGCGAUACAUAAAAAAGGUGGCUUGGAUGUGGAGAUCAUAGCUAUACUCAAUGACACAACUGGAACUUUAUUACAAGGAUGUGUUUUGGAUAGUAAUGCGGCUGUUGGCUUAAUACUUGGUACCGGAAGCAACGCCUGCUAUAUGGAAAGAGCUGAAAGAGUAUCUCAUUGGGAAGCAGAAAGGCAUGGAGAGAAAGAAGUAAUUAUAGACAUUGAAUGGGGAGCUUUUGGAGAUGGAGGUUUACUGAAUUUCAUUAGAACAGACUUCGAUAAACAAGUCGAUACAAAUUCUUUAUUUGCGAGCUCUUUUACGUUUGAAAAGUAUAUAAGUGGAAAAUACCUGGGAGAGUUAGUGAGGCUUAUAUUGGUGAAUCUGGCUAAUCACAGGUUGAUAUUUGGCGGAAUAAUGAGCAAAAAAAUACAACAAAUCGAUUCAUUCUUGACAAAAUAUGUUUCUCAAAUUGAAGAAGACAACGUGAACAAUACUCUAUGUAAUACUGAAGAAAUUUUAAAGCUGUUUGAUUUAGAUUAUAACGAAGAUGAUAUUCAAGUUGUAAAGUAUGUUUCCGAAGUUGUCUCCAUCAGAGCGGCCAUGCUCGUUUCAUCCUGUCUAUCUGAAGUAUUAAAACGAAUGAAGAGGCCAUUUGUAACCGUCGCAGUCGAUGGUUCUCUUUUCAAACACCAUCCUCGCUUCAAGUUGUGGAUGGAAAAGUUUGUGAAACUGCUAGCACCACAGCAUCCAUUUAAAUUAAUGCUUGUCGAGGAUGGCAGUGGAAAAGGAGCUGCAUUAGCAACUGCCAUUGCAGAAAGGCUCAGAAAAACAUACCUCAUUUAUUAA